AUGGCACCAUCCGCUACCGAGACCAUUACCGUCCCUCAGCCCCAACUAAAGCUACACUCGACCCGGUCCGGCACUGGUGACUAUAAGCAACUACAAGCACAUAGUGUCGACAGGGACGCUGAGGAAGGCAGAAAAGAGGGCAUCAAGGCCGCCAAGUAUGCCAAUUACCUUCCCACGUGGGAUCCUAGCCAAAAGUAUCCUCCCCUAACACCAUUCGAACACUACGAGCACGGCAAGGAUGCCGACACCUCCUUCAAGGACCUCCUCCCCGCAGAUUCCAAGGUUGUCGACUUGACGCCAACCAUCGGCACAGAAGUCCGCGGUGUCCAGCUUUCCCAACUCUCGAGCGCGGGAAAGGACCAACUAGCCCGAUUUGUAGCCGAGCGCAAGGUCGUUGCCUUCCGUGGGCAGGACUUUGCUGGCCUGCCCAUUAAGGAUGCCUUGGAGUGGGGCGGGUAUUUCGGAAGGCAUCACAUUCAUCCAACAUCCGGGUCCCCCGCUGGAUAUCCCGAGGUCCAUCUCGUCCACAGAGCUGAGGGUGACAAGAGCCACGAGACAUUCUUCGAGACGCGGACGAGCUCUGUCGCCUGGCACUCAGAUGUCUCUUAUGAGGCUCAACCGCCGGGGACGACAUUUCUGUACAUCUUGGACAAGCCCGAGACGGGAGGUGACACGUUGUUCGUUGAUGCCGCAGAGGCAUACAAGCGGCUUAGCCCGCUGUUCCAGGAGCGACUGCAUGGGCUGCAAGCCGUGCAUUCUGGUAUUGAGCAGGUCAAUGCCGCCGUCGCGAGAGGGAGUAUAGUGAGAAGGGAGCCGGUGUAUCAUGCUCAUCCCAUUGUGAGAACGCAUCCAGCAACAGGUGAAAAGGCCAUUUAUGUCAACCCACAAUUCACGCGGGAGAUUGUCGGGUUGAAGAAGGAAGAGUCGGACGCGCUUCUGAAGUUCCUGUAUGACCACUUGGCAUACGGGGCUGACUUUCAAGCCAGAGUCAAGUGGGAGGAAGGCACGGUCGUUGUCUGGGACAACAGGGUGACUCAACACUCGGCGUUGGUGGACUGGAAGAACGGGCAGCGGAGACAUUUGGCCAGGAUCACCCCCCAGGCAGAACGUCCCUUCGAGACGCCCUUCAAGGCAUGA
Diaporthe amygdali is the source of this 1137-nucleotide messenger RNA. RefSeq names its product TfdA family Taurine catabolism dioxygenase TauD. Gene Ontology annotation, cellular component: cytoplasm. Gene Ontology annotation, molecular function: 2-oxoglutarate-dependent dioxygenase activity. The transcript is spliced from 3 exons. Lineage: Eukaryota; Fungi; Ascomycota; Sordariomycetes; Diaporthales; Diaporthaceae. The record is from RefSeq and is a predicted model, not a curated record. The coding region runs from base 1 to 1137 and encodes 378 amino acids.